UGUGACUAAUGAAACAAGCCAAGUAAACCAACUAACACACGAUACCAUUAGCCAAAGUAAUGUAAGUCCUUAAAUUAGGCAAAGCCUUGCACUGGAAUUGAAACACACACCAGAGUGAUGCCCACACAAGACACCUCUCUUUCUGUCACCUUCCCUGUCUGUAUCUAUGCUCUCUUCUGGACCUCACCACAUCACCCCCCCUUCCCCAUUUCUAAUCAGCGGCGCCCCCUUUACUUUGUUUCAAAGCUCACCCACCUCCUUCUUUCUCUCUCCUCUUCAUUUCCUCCCUUAUUUUAACCUUCUUCAUUUCCAUUAUUCACCCACAAAAAAAUAUUAAAAAAAAAAAACUCAAUCUUUCUUCAACCCUCUUAAAACCCCAUUUCUCAAUUUAAAAAUAAAAAAAAACCCCAAAUCCUAAUUUUUUUAUAUUAUCCAUAAAUUUCACAAAAAUAAAAAAAAAUAUUGAAUACCUAUCUCCAUCAAACAAACAAAUUUAAAAAAAAUCAUAAAAAAAUGAAAGGAGAAUAUGUAGAAGAAGAAAAUGAUAUCAACAACAACAAUACUCAAAAUAAUGCACACAAUAUGUUUGCAAAAUUCUCUCACCACUCCAAAUUCCAACCCCCUCCUCCUCCUCACCACCACCAACACCACUUUCCUCCACCACAUCUCCACCACUCUCACCACCCAUUCUCCGAAGAAUCCGACUCCGCAACAACUACUACAACCCCAACUCAUCACAAUCAAAAUCUACACGAAUCUAUCACCAAAAAACCUAAGAUUAUUGCUCAAACUACCACCACUACAACCAGCAAUGAAGAUGGUGGGACCAUCGAGGUUUCCCGCCGUCCACGUGGCAGACCACCCGGCUCGAAAAACAAGCCCAAACCCCCAGUUGUCAUAACCCGUGAACCCGACCCUGCCAUGUCACCUUACAUUCUUGAGCUCCCUAGUGGCGCUGACGUCAUCGACUCACUCACGCGCUUCACGCGCCGCCGUGGCGUCGGCCUUUGCGUGUUAACCGCUUCUGGGGCGGUAGCAAAUGUUACGCUUAAACAGCCCUCCACAACCACCCCAGGUGGGACCGUCACUUUUCACGGGAGAUUCGAUAUUUUGUCUCUUUCCGCUGUUGUUGUUGUCAAUACGGUGCCGUUUCAGGGUGGUGGUGGAGGGUUCACGAUAUCAUUGGCGGGCCCACAAGGGCAGAUUGUGGGUGGCAAGGUAGUGGGCACACUAGCUUGUUCUGGAACCGUCUACGUCAUAGCAGCGUCGUUCACCAACCCUACAUACUGUCGGCUGCCUCUUGACGAGCAAGAGAUGCAGCCGAAUAGUCUGUGCCAUGGACAAGGCAAUGAAGAGGAGAAUUCGGCUAUAUCGGGUGGCGGAGAUGGUGGUGGGACGAUGAGCUUGUAUAGUGGGAAUCAUUUGGGGAAUACUCCGACGACUUCGGCCACGGCUGCAGGUGAUGUUAUUUGGGCCACUCCUACUACUACUGCUAGACCAGGUUACUAAUGUGAGAAAUUAAUUAAAUGUUUGGUAUAUUUUAUCUUGAUUAUUAUUGUUACUACUACUACAACUUCUUCAUCUUCAUGGUUUCAUGUAAUAGGUUAGUUUUUUGUUUUUAUUUUGUGGGUUUUUUUUGUUUAGUGAAAUGAUAUGAAAAAAUUAUGAAGUUUUUUUUUUUUUUUUGUCGAUGUAAUUUUUAGGAAUUUGUUGUGUUUAAAUGAUGGUUGAAAUUUGAAAACUUGAAAACCCACUUUAUUUGGUAGGUUAUGUUAUUGUGAUUUUCUUGAUUCUCAUCUUAUUUAGAUAGGAGUGGAGGUUUAUUAGAUUAUUAGUAAAUAUGUAUUUAGGAGUGCAUGUUUUUUAUUGUUGAAUUUUGUAAUGAAAAUGAAAACAAAAUUAUCAUGUUUA
This is a messenger RNA of Chenopodium quinoa (quinoa), 1911 nucleotides long. RefSeq names its product AT-hook motif nuclear-localized protein 28-like. The coding region runs from base 514 to 1509 and encodes 331 amino acids. Gene Ontology annotation, molecular function: minor groove of adenine-thymine-rich DNA binding; DNA-binding transcription factor activity. The record is from RefSeq and is a predicted model, not a curated record. NCBI's taxonomy places the organism in Eukaryota, Viridiplantae, Streptophyta, Magnoliopsida, Caryophyllales, Amaranthaceae. Gene Ontology annotation, cellular component: nucleus. The transcript has a single exon.